This is a messenger RNA of Abrus precatorius (Indian licorice), 1491 nucleotides long. RefSeq names its product disease resistance protein RPS6-like. The transcript has 5 exons. The record is from RefSeq and is a predicted model, not a curated record. Gene Ontology annotation, biological process: signal transduction; defense response. Bases 1 to 1491 code for a protein of 496 amino acids. Lineage: Eukaryota; Viridiplantae; Streptophyta; Magnoliopsida; Fabales; Fabaceae.
AUGAUGUUUCCAUUAGUUUUAGAGGUGAGGAUACCCGGAACAACUUCACAAGCCACCUUCAUGCUGCUUUUCACCGCAACAAAAUCCAAACCUUCUAGAUCACAGGCUUCCCAAAGGGGAUCAGGUCUCUCCCUCGAUUGUCAAAGCCUUCAAAGAGUCCACCUAUCUGUGGUUGUUCUCUCCAAAGACUAUGCUUCCUCCACCUGGGGCUUGAGUGAACUUGCCAAAAUAAUUGAACAAAAGAAACAUGGUGUACACGUUGUUAUACCCGUGUUCUAUAAGAUUGAUCCUUCCCAUGUGAGGAAGCAGACAGGAACUCACAAGAUAGCUUUUGAAAAAUAUGAAAGAGAUGUUAACCAUAGCAUGGCCAAGUUGUUGAAGUGGAAAGCUACUCUCACUUGGGUGGGAAUCAAGGAAUUAUCGGAUAUUUUCACAGAUGUUAUGCAAAAACUGAAUCGUAUAUAUCCCACUGACAUAAAAGAACUUGUUGGAAUUGAUCAAAAUGUUGCUCCUAUUGAAUCAUUAUUGAGAAUCAGGUCAAGAGAAGUUCGCAUAAUAGGGAUUUGGGGCAUGGGUGGAAUGGAUAAAACAACCAUUGCCAAUGAUUUAUUUGCCAAAUUUUCUUCUCAAUAUGAAGAGGAUUUGAAUCUCCAUAUUAGCAUCCCCGCAGUGAGAUCCACUUUAGUUAUGAGGAGGCCUAGCCAAAAAAAGGUUUUGACAGUUCCUGAUGAUGUGGACAAUCCAAAGAAACUAGAACAUCUUGCUGCACUACAUGAGGGCAUAAUCUUAGAUGGGCAGAACAUGCUUCUUCCUUCAGGUCUUGAAUCAUUGUCUAGUAAAUUAAAGCACCUACACUGGGAUGGAUACCCUUCCAAGUCUUUGCCAUCAACUUUUUGUACGGACAACCUUGUCAUGCUUUCCAUGAUGGGAAGUCAUGUUGAAAAACUUUGGGAUGGAAUCAAGAGUCUUGCAAGCUUGAAAGGGAGCAACCUCCGUGCAUGCAAGAAUUUAACUGACCUCCCAAAUUUUACGCUAGUGCCAAAUCUUGAAAUUGUUGAUGAUUCUCAUUGCACUAGUCUGCUUCAUGUAUCCUCAUCCAUCCAAUAUAUCAAGAAGCUUAUUUUGUUUAACUUAGAAUCCUGCAAGAAUCUUAGUAGUCUUCUGGGAAACGUUCAUCUGUUCUCUCUUGAAAUGUUCAUUCUCGAACACUGUUCAGGUCUUGGUGAGUUUUCAGUAUCUUCAGAGAACAUGAUAGGCCUGGAGUUAAGAGAAACAGCAAUAGCAUAUUUCCCAGAAUCAGUUUGGCAGCAUCUGAACCAGCUUGUUUACUUGAAUCUGGAAUCUUGCAACAAGCUCAAGCGUCUUCCAAGCAACAUUCACUUAAAAUCUCUUCAAAGACUCAAUCUUAGAGAUUGUUCAAGUCUUGAGGUGUUUUCUGUGACUUCAGAAAACAUGGAAUACCUGAAUUUGAGAGGGACAUCAAUAAAAUAA